Messenger RNA from Phytophthora infestans T30-4, 702 nucleotides. RefSeq lists its product as uncharacterized. The transcript has 5 exons. The record is from RefSeq and is a predicted model, not a curated record. Bases 1 to 702 code for a protein of 233 amino acids. Lineage: Eukaryota; Oomycota; Peronosporomycetes; Peronosporales; Peronosporaceae.
AUGCUACGAGACGGCGCGACUGGCUACUCAAACCGACUGAUGCAUGCUUACAAACAGAAGGACCGCAUUCUAGCUACAGCCGAAGGGCGCGAGGAGGAGCUGCAUGCUUACAGCCAGUCUUCUGGCAAGUGGCGCUUCUACCGCACGCUGUGCCAAGUGCGCUUUGGUUACCUUUCGUUUCUGGUGGUUAUGAUGGUGCUCAUGUUCUCGUUCACGCUGCUGAUGGAGUUUUAUUUGGCCAUUUUCCUACCCAGUGCUAAAUAUGACGAGUACUAUACAGUGCGAGCCGUGGUCUCUUUGAUUCUGCUACCAGUGUCGGACGGAUCGCUUCCGAACUUCCGACUGGCGUUGGCUGUCGUGAUUCACUAUCUACGUCAUCGAACGGAGCUUUUGCGGAGAAGUCGGACGAGUAUAAUUCCUGGUGGACUUCUAAAGGCGAGAGGGUCAUUACUGCUUACUGCAAAGAAUGAUCCAUUCUUGGAUGACGAUAAAGAGGAAGAGGACGAGGCUUGGGACCGAUGGAAACGUAUCCAGGCAGCUGUGAAAACCACUUUGCUCAUCAAGAAGGUGCAAGACGAAGGUCCAGCAAUCGAUCUGUCGACUUUUCUCGUUGUGGACUUUGUGUGUCCUGUGUUUUUCGAGAUAUUUACGGCAGCUUCAAUGGUUAUCAAAUGGGUUUCUGGUGUGUUGGAGGGUAUUUAA